Grosmannia clavigera kw1407 is the source of this 2100-nucleotide messenger RNA. Its product is annotated as alg9-like mannosyltransferase. The coding region runs from base 1 to 2100 and encodes 699 amino acids. Gene Ontology annotation, cellular component: endoplasmic reticulum membrane. Gene Ontology annotation, molecular function: alpha-1,2-mannosyltransferase activity. Gene Ontology annotation, biological process: GPI anchor biosynthetic process. NCBI's taxonomy places the organism in Eukaryota, Fungi, Ascomycota, Sordariomycetes, Ophiostomatales, Ophiostomataceae. The transcript has 3 exons. The record is from RefSeq and is a predicted model, not a curated record.
AUGGCCGAACCACGACAAAGACGGACGCCCGUCGAUGCGCCGUCCAAAACCCCCGCUGUCUCGUAUGCCGACGCUGCUGCGGCUGCCCCCGUCCACGAUGAGGUGCUUGCGGCCCAGACCGCCGACGUCCUGACGCUGCUGCUGAUCUUGCGCUUCUGCAGCGCUCUUUGUGUCCGCACCUUCUUCCAGCCGGACGAAUACUUUCAAGCAUUGGAGCCGGCUUGGGAGUUGGCUUUUGGGCCAAUUAGCGGCGCCUGGUUGACAUGGGAAUGGCGCCAACACCUGCGAACAUCACUACAUCCAGUCCUGUUCGCUGUCGCCUAUGCCGCUGCCGACAGUCUGCUCCGCCUGAUGCACUGCGUCGGUCCCCUGCGUGCCAUCAUACUGACACACCUGCCGACGGUCGUCCAGGCCGUCAUCGCCGCCGUGGCCGACUUCUCUGUCUGGCGGCUGGCCGGUCAUCUGUACGGCCGCGAUAGCAACGCGACCUGGACUGCGCUCUGGCUCUGUGUCCUCAGUCCCUGGCAGUGGUACUGCGGCACACGCACGUUUUCCAACGGCCUCGAGGCUGCCCUGACUUCAGCUGCUCUUGUCUUCUGGCCCUGGCAGCUGUUUGCCGCCGACUCCACGUCAGCAGAGUCGCUUUUCGACAGCAGCACUGCCUACAACACUGUCGGACGUGUCGGUCCCGUUGGCCGCCUUCGCCUCUCCCUCCUGCUGGCUGCCUUUGCCGUCGUGCUGCGACCGACCAAUCUGCUCAUCUGGGCUGCCCUCUUGACGGUGGCCGUCACUCGUCUGACGCUGGACAGCUCUUCUUCUUCUUCCUCUUCCUCCUCACCUCUCCGCCCCUCCUUUGUCGCCCGUCUCGCCGUCGAGAUCGCUGCCUGUGGUAGCCUCGUGCUUGCUGUCUCCGCCGUCUCCGAUCGCCUCUUCUACGGCGUCUGGACCCUGCCCGCAUACACCUUCCUGGACGUUAACCUCGCCCAAGAUGUCGCCGUCUUCUAUGGCCGCAACCCCUGGCACUACUACCUGUCACAGGGCCUCCCGCUGCUGACAAUGGCCAGCCUGCCGUGGGCCCUGACCGCCGUCUAUGCCGCCUUGACCUCGUCCUCUUCGCCCUCGUCUUCCUUCUCGUCCAAUGCACGUCGCGCACUCGCCUUUUCCGUCGUCACUACUGUCGCUGUCCUGUCGCUUGUCGCCCACAAGGAAGUCCGCUUUCUGUAUCCGCUGCUGCCUGUCCUCAACGUGCUGGCAGCUCCACAGGUGGCGUCUUUCUUCACUGCCACCCUGCCCUCGACCUCGUCUGCCUCAAAGGCCCCUCCUUCGGCCACUUCCCUUCGCCACAAGCGGCUCUUGUCCGUCGGCCUCGUCCUCCAGGCCGUUGUGGCCGUCUACCUGUCCUUUUUUCACCAGCCGGCACCGCUGUCGGUGCUCUCCUUUCUGCGCCACGAGUACGAGCGCAUCCACCACAACUGGUUAGAGUUGACCGCCGCCGAGUUGCCCUACUUCGACGUCUACCCCGACUACUCUUUCCUCCACCAGUCAUCAAUACCGUCCAUCCUCGCCAGCGGCGGUGGCGGCGACGAGCUGUUUGCCCUCUUUCUGCUGCCGUGCCACUCGACGCCCUGGCGCUCGCACCUCGUCUAUCCCGGCCUGCGUGCUCGUGCCCUGACCUGUGAACCACCACUGCAUACUGCGCCUCGGUCUGCCGAGCGCGCCGCCUAUCUGGACGAGGCCGACCGUUUCUAUGCCGCUCUCGGCCGCCACGAUCCUGCGGCCCGGAAUGCCUUCUUCGUCGAGGAGCUGUGGCCGCGGUUUCCAUGGUCGUCCGACGCAGAAGCAACAGAGGGCACAACGACUUGGAUGCACAACGGCGAGAUCCCCCGCUACAUCGUCGGCUUCGAGGGCAUCGAAGACGUGCUCGUCGGUUACUUCGCCUCUGACGAUCCUGCCACCGGCGGCGCCGAUCUGGGCAUCUCCCUGCGGCGGGUGUGGACCGGCUGGAACGGCUUCUUCAACGAGGACUGGCGGCGACGGGGAUCACUGAUUGUCUGGGACACAGGAGUGUAUUCAAAUGCGAGCCAUCCAGACACUCUGUGA